CAACAUAAUUACAGGGAUUUGCUGUUAAUACACGUUUUUUCUAGCCUUUUGUUUUGUUGGUUUGAGACCUCAGUUACCCAACAGCACCUGGAUACAGGUGAGUGCUGUGUUCACUCUGAGCUCUCGGCUUCUUCACCUCAUUUUUAACGUUAAAACUGUGAGAAAAUGCAGGUAAACUGGAUCAUUAUGCUGAUUUCACUUUGGACUUUCUGUUCUGGCAUGAAUGAGUUCUACUCCUCCACAGAUCACAUGACGAGGCUUAUUAGCAUAAAGCAGGACUUGUCUGAGGGUAUUGGAGAGUACGUUGCAGUUUUGGAGAAGCAGAUGUUCCUGCUGAGAAGGGCUCUUCUAGGGCUCGACCGCAUCUCAAACCACCCGUCUGAAGAUCCUGAGAAGUUUGUUAGUAACCCGCUCACAGCGUACAAACUGAUCAGCCAGCUGAGGAGAGCAGGAGACGCUCUGGAGGAAAUCAUCAGGAGGAACAUCUCACAGGAUUUGAGCGCAGUGGAAUCAAAGUCUCAGGUUCUCCCCGCUGAUGCUGAUUUAGACGGUGUUGCCCUGGCCAUGAUUAGACUGCAGGAACUGUACCAGGUGGAUCUGAAGACUAUGAGUGGGUUUGAAAGUUCGUUGGCUUUGGAUCCAGAUGAAACGUUUCACAUCGGCCAGGUCGCUCAGCAGAACCGGCGGUUCCGAUCCGCUGCUCUCUGGCUGCAGGAAACUCUGAGGAAGCUGGACGAGGACGCGGGAUCUCUCCUCACCAAACACCAAGUUCAGCAGCUUCUCGACUCUGUUUCUGUUCAGACUGAGAACAAACCUCUUCCUCUGGGGAUAAAUCAGUCUUUACUAACCCGCGAUGUGGAGGCUCUCCUGCAGAUGUUUGAUGCUGACGGUGUAUCAGAGCUGAUGGAGGAGCUGGAGAGGGCAGAUCUCUCUGCUGUGAUUAAUCAGAAGUUCAGUGAAUAUCAGACCCUCUGUAGAGCAGCAGGAGGAACACAGCCGACGCCGCUAAGAGCGAAGAAGCUGAGCUGUCGCUACACAACAGGUGGAGGAAAUCCGCGGCUGAUCUAUGCCCCCGCUAAAGAGGAGGAGGAGUGGGAUCAACCCCUCAUCCUCAGAUACCACAACCUCCUGUCUGAGAGAGAGAUGAACCUCAUCAAACAACUUUCCAGACCGAAGCUGGACAGAGCGAAGGUUUCAGAUCCAGUCAGCGGGGAGAAGAUUUCUACGAUGGUUCGAGUCUCAAAAAGCGCCUGGUUAUCUGAAGGCGAGAGUCCGGUGGUCGCUCGGACCAAUCAGAAAAUAGCUGAUAUCACCGGUCUGGACCUGGAAACAGCAGAAGACCUGCAGGUUGCAAAUUAUGGGAUUGGAGGACAAUAUGAACCUCAUUACGACUCUGCAGUGAAUAAUGACUCUUACUUUCAGCUCAGAGGAGGAAGAAUCGCCACUGUGUUGAUUUAUCUGAGUGAUGUGGAAGUGGGCGGAGCUACUGUGUUUCCAAAUGUUGGUGCGGCGCUGCAGCCUGAGAAGGGUUCAGCAGUGGUUUGGUUUAAUCUGCUGAAGAACGGAAGUGAGGACAGCAGGACUCUUCAUGCUGCGUGUCCUGUGUUUAUUGGUAGUAAAUGGGUCGCCAAUAAGUGGAUCCACAUCCGGGGGCAGGAGUUCAGGAGGAGGUGCUCUCUGUCCAGAUCUGACUGAAACUCAGGAGAUUAAACUGAUUAAACUCCUUCAAUAUACUUCCUCCCACAGCGCAGAAUCACUGCUCACCGCUGGUCAGUUUUAUAGUUGUAUGUUUUGGUGGUUGAAUAUGUAAUAUGCAAUAAAUCAUCAUUGCGUAAAUCAUGAACUAAUAAUAAAACCUGUCGAUUAUUGAUAUUA
Messenger RNA from Astyanax mexicanus (Mexican tetra), 1875 nucleotides. Its product is annotated as prolyl 4-hydroxylase subunit alpha-1. Gene Ontology annotation, cellular component: endoplasmic reticulum. Gene Ontology annotation, molecular function: L-ascorbic acid binding; procollagen-proline 4-dioxygenase activity; protein binding. The transcript is spliced from 14 exons. NCBI's taxonomy places the organism in Eukaryota, Metazoa, Chordata, Actinopteri, Characiformes, Acestrorhamphidae. Bases 166 to 1695 code for a protein of 509 amino acids. The record is from RefSeq and is a predicted model, not a curated record. Gene Ontology annotation, biological process: peptidyl-proline hydroxylation to 4-hydroxy-L-proline.